Molecule: messenger RNA, 268 nt
Organism: Camelus dromedarius (Arabian camel)
Lineage: Eukaryota; Metazoa; Chordata; Mammalia; Artiodactyla; Camelidae
Product: small ribosomal subunit protein uS14-like
Exons: 1
Coding region: 29-268 (79 amino acids)
Cellular component (GO): cytosolic small ribosomal subunit
Molecular function (GO): structural constituent of ribosome; zinc ion binding
Source: RefSeq, a predicted model, not a curated record
UUUGCCUCGUUGCAUCCGAGAAAGCAAGAUGGGUCACCAGCAGCUGUACUGGAGCCACCCUAGAAAAUUCGGCCAGGGUUCUCGCUCUUGCCGCGUCUGCUCAAACCGGCACGGUCUGAUCCGGAAACACGGCCUCAACAUGUGCCGCCGGUGUUGCCACCGGUGUUUCCGCCAGGACGCGAAGGACAUCAGCUGCAUCAAGUUGGAUGAAGUGAACGUCCUUGAGUGGACCGUCCAGCACAUCUACCUCAUGCAGAAACAACGCUAG